Molecule: messenger RNA, 1588 nt
Organism: Nematolebias whitei (Rio pearlfish)
Lineage: Eukaryota; Metazoa; Chordata; Actinopteri; Cyprinodontiformes; Rivulidae
Gene: enpp6
Product: ectonucleotide pyrophosphatase/phosphodiesterase 6
Exons: 8
Coding region: 1-1323 (440 amino acids)
Source: RefSeq, a predicted model, not a curated record
AUGGCUCCCUCCCGGCUCGUCCUGGUUCUGGUCCUGGUCUCGGUCCAGCAGAGCCUCCAGGCUCCUCGGCUGCUCCUGCUCCUCAUCGACGGGUUCCGACACGACUACACAGAGGAUCUGGGUCUGUUCCCGGGGUUCCGAGAGCUGGUGGAGAGCGGGGUCAAGGUGGACUAUCUGACCCCGGACUUCCCGAGUCUGUCGUACCCUAACUACUACUCCUUAAUGACAGGCCGUCACUGUGAAACCCACCAGAUGACUGGAAACUACAUGUGGGACGAAGUCUCUGAGAAAGAGUUUCUGAUCGGGACUAAUCCUGACAGUCGAUUACCUCAGUGGUGGAACGGAUCAGAACCUCUUUGGGUCACCCUUCAGAAGAUGGGAAAGAAGGUUUUUAUGUAUGACUGGCCUGGUUGCGAGAUGGAGAUUCUGGGUGUGCGUCCAACGUUCUGUAAAGAGUACGUGUUCAACCCAUCAGAGGAAAACCUGAAAGAGUCCAUUAAUGAUGCGCUCUCUGUGUUGAGCUCAGGCAACGCAGACAUGGCCGCUGUGUAUUAUGAGAAAAUAGAUGUGGAAGGACAUCACUUUGGACCAGACUCGCAGCAGGUCCGAACAGCUGUCCAACACCUGGAUCUUGUCAUACAGAUCCUCAACAGAAAAAUCAAAGAGACCAACAUGGCGAAGCAGCUGAACGUGAUGAUAUUUUCUGACCAUGGAAUGACAAAGAUCCAGUGGAUGGAGAAGGUCAUAGAGCUGGACAAGUAUGUCCACAUGUCAGACAUUUCAAAGAUGAUGGACAAAGGUUCAGUGGUCAGUCUGUGGCCCAAAAAUAACGCAUUCCAACAGGUCUACGCUGCUCUGACCCGGGUCCCUAACAUGCAUGUUUACACCAGAGAAGAGAUCCCUGAACGAUUCCAUUACAAAAGAGGGAAGUUUGUGUCCCCCUUGACUUUAGUGGCCAAUCCAGGCUGGUUUAUCAUUCAGAACAAGAACAAACUUCCUUAUUGGAAAAAUGACUCUGGGGCUCUGGAGCCCUCAGGAUGGCAGAAUGGCUGGCAUGGUUUUGAUAAUGACUUUCUUGACAUGAAAGGCUUCUUCUUGGCAGCAGGAUCUGACUUCAAGCAAAAUGUUCAAGCAGCUCCAGUUCGAGCAGUGGACAUUUACAAUCUGAUGUGCUGGACUUUAAGAGUGGACCCUUUGCCUAAUAAUGGGUCCUGGACUCAUGUAGAGCACCUGCUAAAUGGCUGUGACCCAGUCCAGCUAGCGACACUGUGGAGCUGCAUUAUGGGUUUGUUAGCAGUACUAAAACAAGUAAUGAUGGAAUGAUAUAUGAAAAUUCACAUCAAAUAGCUGGAUCACGUUUUCUAAAAACAGAAAAGAUAGCAACACAGAUUAAAACUUAGUCCCAAACCGUAAAAGAUGAGUUAGAUGUUUUUAGAUAAAAAUCAAAAAGAAUGAUUUUGUUACAAAGUUAAUUUUUAUUAGAAAUGAUUCCUGAAAUAGCAAAAAUCAAGUACAAAGUUGAGAUAUUAUUAAACUUUAAUUAUUUCCAGUAAUAUUUUGUUCUCAUGUUUUAGGAUUUAAGAUGUUU